AUGGGGAAGCUGAGAGGAGCGAAGGGUAUGUUUGGCAUUCUAAUGGCCCAGUGGCUACAGGGGAAAAAGGACAGUAAGCAAAAGAAGGGUGUUUCAAAGGAGGCGGAAUUAGGUGAGAUAAUGGUCAAUGUGGUAAGAGAAAUUAUUACUGACAUGAACAGUACGGUGAAUGAGAGCACUGCUGAAGGAAUGUGCGCAAACGCAGGAAUUAGUGAGUCGACGGAGAAGGAAGUGUGCACAUUCAUUGUGAAGAAUUUACUAGAUAUAAAGGGAAUUAGAGGACAUAAAUGUACAGAGGGGAAAAUUGAGGAUAAAAUGAAGGAAUUUGUUCACUGCACAAUAUUGAACUUAUGGUCCACACUUUACUUAUCUAAUCAUUGUAAUAAUAAGAAUGCUGUAAAUGGCGCUUACAAUAUAAUGAAUAGCAGGAACAAAAGAUACAGGGGAACUUCUGUUUGUGGGAGAUGUGAAUUGGGGUUUUUGGAGCCCAUGAAAGUAUUGAAAGGCACGGCGAGCGUAUUAGGAGUUAUUUAUCAAAUGAUGGUGAAGGAUAAGGAAGUUAUGAGACUAAUAAAAGGGGGAGGAAGUCAAGCUCAGGGGGGUUGUGACGAACAUAAAAAAAUUUUAAAGGGUUUAGGUCUCCCUGAAAGCAUCCCUCCUCCUCUUCUUCCUCCUCGUGCUCCUGCCCCUCCAAGCAGAGGACUACCAACACCAUCAUCAACCACAACCACAACAACAACCACAACAACACCUGUUACAUCAUCAGUUCAACCACCACCAACGUCAACACCAACACCACUACAACAAACAGUAUCAACACCUGUCACAACCACAACAACAGCAGCAACAGCAGCACAAUCUGAUCCAUGCUCCCCCAACUACCAGCCAUCUCAAGAAAUAAAAGCAAGUGAUAAGAAGGGAGACGACCUAAGACUAGCAUGGAAACAAUAUUUGAGUUCCUCCUCACAGAAUGGACAACCUGGCCAAGCCGUAACCAUUCCGGGUGAUGUGGAGUCGAAGGUGCAGGAAAUGUUCCAGGAACUCAAGUCCUACAUGAAUUGGGGGAACGGCAAGGGGAGUGUCCCCCGUGCAUGUUCGACUUUGAGUUACCCCGGGGAAAAGGGGAAAGAAGAUCACAUGAAGCAAAUAUGCCGAGUACCCGUGAUGAUUGUGAACUGGAUGGCAGGAUUAGAUGAGCAGGGGAAGGAGAAAAAUGGGGUGACUCGGAAGGAGGAGUGGGAACAGUAUUUAAGAUGUAUAGUGGGGCAUAGUAUUAUAUUAAGAAUCCUGGGAAAUAAAUGUGAUGCAAAAAAAAUGCUAGAAAUUAUCUCAGAUAAUAUGAAGAAAGGGGGAAGUCAAGGUACUGUGCCCAAUGUGAAUAGCAUAUGUUCCUGGGUUAAGGUUGACGAUAUGGAAAAAAUGGAGCAGCUUAUUGGUCCCACAGUUGAUGCUUGGUUACAUGGUGCAAAGCAACCCACGGGUAGGGGCGGUAUUAUGGGGGUAGGUAAUAUAGUAGAGUGGAUGAAAUGUAAUGAUCAUCAAAAACAGAAGGAAGAUGGGCAAGAAGAGAAUUGUAAAAGUGAUAGAAUUAUAGACUUAUUAGGAGGAGGGAGGUUAGGGGCAUUACGGAAAUUAGUCGAUCCUGUAGCUCGUGCAACAUCAUGCAUCAAAGACAAGCAUAGCAACGCCAGCAACGGCAACUUAUGUAAAUAUUUAGAUUGCAUGAAACACCUAUGGAUGAAGAUGGAUGCAUCAACGCAAAAAAGCAAGGUAAGUGUGCACAGGAACAUACACAUAUAUUACCAUCACCUUAUACAGAACAACUUUUGGACAAAGGAUGUCAAGGCAUUGUGGACAGAACUGUCCACAGCAAUGAAUAUAGAUGGGGGUAACGGUACUAAAGGAAAUGGAUGUAAUCAAAUGGAUGAUGGCAGUGCCACUGGCAGUGCCGGUGGCACUGCCAGAACUGCCACUGACCCUGAAAAGAAGGCAUGCAAUUAUUUGCAUGCCGGUUUAAAAACACUAUACGAGGGUACUUCGACAACAGGAAACAAUGGUAUCCUGUCGAAGAAGAACCCAUCGUUGAGACAAACGAUGGGUUGUUUCUUACUUCACGCUUAUGCAAAACACAUGAAAGAUAAAGCUGUUUGUUUUAUUGAUGCUGGGAUAAAACAAGCAUUUGAUUCAUGGUAUCAGAAGAUGUCCACUUGCAAUGUCAGUGGCACGGAGCCUUGUGUUCCGUGCCAAUGGAAAGAGGAGGAAUAUAAGAUUUGCAACAUUACCAUAAAUAGUAGUGCAACCCCAGCAAAAACUGCGAAGACCAAAGUGGAAGGAAUUGUCAAUAAUAAUGACCCCGACACUAAGUCCAUCAUAACUAACAUAAAUAAAAUGGAAAAAUUAUGUGAUGGUUUACAAUGUAUAGCAUCCCACUUAAAUUCAUCAAACGGACAACACUCGAAUACAACUGCAGACAACUUUUGGGAUGGAACAAAUGGCGAGGUUCAUAAGUUGUGGCAAGCAUUGUCACAAGCAAUGAAGGACAGUAAUGGAACAGGGAGUGGAAAUGGAUGUAAUGAAAUGGAUGAUAAUGGCCAAAAUAGAACACCCACCGACCCCGAAAAGAAGGCAUGCCAACAUCUUACAGCAGGUUUCGAAAAACUGAAGCAACUUUCAGAGUCCACAACAUCUAACGGUAAAAUUUUGGAUAAGAACGCAUCUUUGAAACUAGCAAUGGGUUGUUUCUUACUUCAUUUUUAUGCAAAGAAAAUGAAAAACGACGCGAAAUGUGAAAUAGAAGCUGGAAUAAAGAAGGCUUUUGAGGUUGGUGGUAAAGAUUUAAGUAAUAAUGUUAAUUGCAAUGGUGGCAAGGGACAAUGUGUCUCUUGCCAUUGGAAUGAUGCCACCAUUGACGACUGCGAAAUUACCACAACUGGCACCACCCCGAAAGCGAAAGUAACGGACAAAUUAACACCAGUUCAAAACGAAAUGAAAACCACCUUAACUACCACCAUGAAGGACAUAAACAAAGCCGAGUCUUUAUGUGCCAAACUCCAAUGUGCCGCACCCAAAUGGUUCAACAACAACAAAGCAGGGAAUAGUGGUACUGUUAACAAGACUUGGUGUGAAUUCUGGGAUAAGGCUGUUAAGACAACACUGACAGAGUUGUUUAACAAGAUCGAGGAGAAUGGAAAGAACAAUGCAACCAAAACUGAUGGUCCAUGCCGAGGCUUUGGUGAUGGUAAUGAACAUAGUGUUGAAAGAAAAGCUUGUAAUCAUAUCACAGCAGGGUUAAAAUACAUUUCUGAGGUUCAAGGUGACGCCAAGGGCGUCACCAAUAAUGCAAAUGCAGAGGCUGAUGAUAAGUUUUUUAAACAAUCUAUGAUGUGCGCAGCACUUAAUCUUUAUGCUGAUAGAAUAAAAAAAGAAACGGCCACAAGUUGUCCCAUUGGUGAGGAAACAGUACAAAGAAUGUUUGUUGCAGGGAAUGGAAGUAAUACUUUGUCCCCGACUUCGUGUUCUGGUAGUGGUGGUAAUAAUAAUAAUUGUUUUAUUUGCACAAGAGAACCAGAUUUUAGUGGUUGCAACCUUCUCGUUCAUAAAGACCUCAUUGGAACAUCAACACUGCCAAAUGGACAAAGUUGUACUGAUAACGCAACUGAAGUAAAGACUAAAAUGGACGAACUCCUCAACAACGAAGAAAAUCAAUCCAACAUUAACACCAAAAUGAAAGAAACAUUAACUACUAUCACUAAAAUGGACAACCAUUUCUGUACUCAACUCCAAUGCGCAAUCAAACAAAAACUGAAGAUCAAAAAUGGACAAGCAACCUCAACCGGAACAACGUCAUCUUGGAGUGACAUAAACAGUGCCGCUGAAAAUGAAUUAACGAACCUCCUAAAGCAUAUGACGAAUUCUGACAAGCAGUCGAAGGUUACCGACUUCUGCAAAGAAAGCAAUUGGGAUAAUGGCACUAAAGAAGGCAAAACAAAUAAAGCAGCUUGUUUGCUUUUUGCUUCAGGACUGCAGCACAUUUAUACCCAUGGUAAUGGCCGUCCCAACGGCCAAAAGAAGGGCCAGUUCAAUGGCCCAUCGUUUGAACAAACGAUGGGUUGUUUAUUUCUUAAAGAAUAUGCAAAACAAUUAAAAGGCUUGGCAGAAACGAAGAAAAAAACUGAGGUACAUCCUCAAUGUAGCGUAAAUGCGGGCAUAAAAUACGCUUUUAGCAAAAGUAAAGACAUUAUGAAAGCAUCAUCUAAAUGCAGCAAUAAUAAUUCUUGUUUUGUGUGCACAGAAGGAGGUUAUGAUGAUUGCCUCAUUGGCACUGACAAUGUAAAGCAAAAAGUGGAACCACUGCUCAAAACGAAACAAACCCAUAUGCAGCAAACACUAGCGAAUACACUUUGUCCCAUCCUUCCUAUGGAUCUUCUUACCCCUUUUCUUCCUUUGGCUCCUGUCUCUAUUGGUCUUUCUGUUAUGGCUUAUUACCUUUGGAAGUAUUUUGGUCCUCUUGGUAAAGGAGGACCGCGUUUCCGAAGAUCUCCUACUGAAAUUCCUGGUCCAUCCGUACAAGAACAAGUCCUUGAUCAUGUGCAGCAAGAUAGUUCACAUGAAUAUCGUUUGGUAAAGGAACGAAAACCUCCAUCUGCUCCAACAAGAACGAAACGUUCUGGUCGCGUGAAUCGUCGAACGAUUAUUGAAAUUCAUUUUGAAGUGUUGGAUGAAUGUCAAAAAGGGGACACACAAUUGAACCAGAAGGAUUUUCUAGAACUUUUGGUUCGAGAAUUCAUGGGAUCGGAAUUUAUGGAAGAAGAACAGAUUCCUAAGGAAGAGGUUCUUAUGGAAAGUGUUCCAAUGGAACGUGUUCCAAGUUUAGGUUCCGGGUUUAUGAUUUAA
Molecule: messenger RNA, 4893 nt
Organism: Plasmodium knowlesi strain H
Lineage: Eukaryota; Apicomplexa; Aconoidasida; Haemosporida; Plasmodiidae
Product: SICAvar, type I
Exons: 7
Coding region: 1-4893 (1630 amino acids)
Source: RefSeq, a predicted model, not a curated record